AUGGUUGUGGAACAAGAUGAAUCAGUUCACCUUCCACUCGAAAUGAUAGAAAUCAUCGUGCCAAAAUUACCAGUUAAAUCUCUUCUUCGAUUCAAAUCAGUUUCCAAGUCAUGGAAUACUAUGAUCUCCGAUCCCGCGUUCGUCAAACAUCAUCUCCGGAUAUCGAAACAUUCGAACCCACAUAAUCUUUUCAUGCAAAAGCAUCCAAACUCUAAAGGGUUUUUUUCUUUAGUUAAAUUCGAAGGCCGGAAGUUCCGAACCGUAAAAUUACUAGAAUGCCCCUAUGCCUGUGUUAAGUUCUUGGCCUUCUGCGACGGCGUGCUACUUUUAUCCGACAUCUCUUACAAGAAAUUAACGUUGUGGAAUCCAUCCACUCGACAAACCGCAAACUUUGAGUUCCCAUAUGCGCAUUGUUGUUAUCCAAUGAGCUACGGGCUUUUUCACGAUCGAACCGUUGGUGAUUUCAAGGUAGUUGUUAUAUGUAGGGACCACUGCGCAAUUUAUUCGUGCAAGGACAAAGCGUGGACGAGGAAGCGACGGAUUCAAGAUAUUGGUCUAGUACAGAUUGGUUCCGGAGUUUGUGUCGACGGGGUUGUCUAUUGGGUUAAUCGUUGGAGUAGUGACGGAACGCAUAUUUUAUAUUUCGAUACAAAAGAUGACGACGAGUUGAAGGUUUUGCGGAAACCGGAAAAUGUUAACUUAACGGGCAAAAUGAUCGACUUGAUUUGCUUGAGAGACAACUUGUGCAUGUGUUGCAUUGGUAGAGGCGUGACGAAUGUUCAAAUCUGGAUAAAGGAAAAGGGCUCUGGCAAUAGUACUUGGAAGGAGUUGAUGACUAUUGAGAAUGUGCAGACGCGGGCUUCUUGUUUCGAGCCACUACUGCAUUUUGUCGGGAAUAAGAUUUUAAUUGUAUGGAAAGAUUCAAAGUUAGUCGUCUACAACCCUUCUGAGAAGACGUUUGAAGAAGUUGACGAUAGUGUGCUUUCCGGACGCGGAUUUUUUCCGUUUACGGAGAGUCUUUUCUUCCCCAAUCAAAAUAAUUAA
Messenger RNA from Erythranthe guttata (spotted monkey flower), 1044 nucleotides. Its product is annotated as F-box/kelch-repeat protein At3g23880. Gene Ontology annotation, molecular function: protein binding. Lineage: Eukaryota; Viridiplantae; Streptophyta; Magnoliopsida; Lamiales; Phrymaceae. The record is from RefSeq and is a predicted model, not a curated record.